GGAAAUGGACAAAUUGGACAAGUGUCGCGUCUGCUGCUGCAGAGUCAAAUGGGAGGACGAGGCAUACAACUUGUUGCAAGUCCCCAAAGUGGCAGCAAUGUUCACCGCCUGCACAAAUUUGUGUGUGGAUCCGCGGGAGGAGUAUCUGCUGCCCAGUGUCCUGUGCUGUGGCUGCUACGAGGAGCUGGAAAAGUUCAACGCAUUCCGUACCCUCUGCAUAGAAGCGGACACCAAAUGGCGCGAAAAUAAAGUAGAAGUGUAUGUGGGCGUGGGUGUGGAUAUGCAUGAUGUGUACAACGAGGAUAAGGCUAUCCGCGAAUUGGAGUUAAUGUUGGCAAGGAAAAGUCCUGUUCCACCCAUUGAAGCCAUACAGCUAAGGCCUGAUCCACCCAUUGAACUCAUACAGCUAUGUCCUCUUCCACAGAUGGAAUCCAUACAGCUAAGGUCUGAUCGACACAUUGAAUUUAUACAGCUAGGUCCUAUUCCUCCUCUACGUCCUGUCCCACCCCUUGCAUUAAUAUAUCCGAGUCCUGUCCAACCCCUUGCAACCAAACAUCAGAGUUCUGUCCUCAUUGAAUCCACACAGAUAAUUCCUGCUCCACCCACUGAAUCCACACCAAGGAAAAGUCCAAUCCCAGCCGAAGAGUCCACACAGCUGAAGCCGUUGAAGCGCACAGAUGCCAAAAAAAGUCAUCAAAGUGCAUGGCAGAACAAGGAAGAAAAUGCAAAGAAUUUAAAUCCUCCAAAGGUUCCUACGAAGCUCCCAGAGUUCCUCAAUCGUGCCACAGGUGCAAAACGAUCUCAAAGUACAAAGAAGAAAACUGUCGAAGAAAACAAGGAACCUUCUGCAAAUUCUAGUCCAAAAGAUCCCGAAAAGGCUCCUUCAGAACAGAAUAAAAAGAAUUCACAUGCAGCAGAACUGAUUGAAGAAUCCUCCAAUCAGGAUUUCCUCAGUCGUUUCACGUGCAACAUCUGCUCCAAGAACUUUGCCUCCAAGAGACGCUGCCAGAUCCACAAGCAGCAGCAUGGUGGCCAUCUGCAACUCACGGAGCACAUGAAGACACACACGGUAAAUUGUUUCCCCUGCGAGCAGGAGGGAUGCAAGAAGAAAUACCGCCACAAGGGAACGUUGGUGGCGCACCAGAAAAAAGCCCAUAUGGGUUCCAUCUCCAAGUCGCACGUUUGCGAGGUUUGCGGCAAGGCUUUUGACAAUCUGGCCAAGCUCAGAUACCAUCAAGAGAAGCACAAGGGCAGGACACAAUUGCCCUUCGCCUGCGAGAAACCGGGCUGCUCCUUGCGCUUCCGGAAACGGAACAGCCUCCUGAACCACACGAUGCAGCACAAGGGCAUCAAGAAAGUCCAAAUCAAUCAACACACCCUUGAGCGCACUUGGAACUGUCCGCUCUGCUCGAAGGUGUGCAAGAGUUCGACCAGUCUGGAAGCGCACAAUCGUCAGAUCCAUGAGGCUAUUAGGAAAUAUUCCUGCGGCGUUUGCAACAUGACUUUCGUGAGGUUCCACUCGAGGCAAGUUCACGAAAUGAUUCACACGGGCGAGAGCGUUCAGCCCCCCAAACUACGCUGCCAUCGACAGAUCCACAAAAGAUCCAAGCCGAGAGAAUCGCUUCAAAAUUAA
This is a messenger RNA of Drosophila obscura, 1633 nucleotides long. RefSeq names its product zinc finger protein 391-like. The record is from RefSeq and is a predicted model, not a curated record. Gene Ontology annotation, cellular component: nucleus. NCBI's taxonomy places the organism in Eukaryota, Metazoa, Arthropoda, Insecta, Diptera, Drosophilidae. The transcript is spliced from 3 exons. Gene Ontology annotation, molecular function: RNA polymerase II transcription regulatory region sequence-specific DNA binding; DNA-binding transcription factor activity, RNA polymerase II-specific; zinc ion binding. Gene Ontology annotation, biological process: regulation of transcription by RNA polymerase II. The coding region runs from base 5 to 1633 and encodes 542 amino acids.